CAGAAGUUUCUCCGCGGCCCCUUAUAUACCCCCUCCGCGGCACCGCGCGGGCUAUAGGGCAGCCGAGCGUCCUCCGCAUCGCGCCGUGCCGUGCCGUGCCGCGCCAGGUCGCCAGAGGUGUUGGGUGCUACCAAAACCAUGUGGAGUAUUCUGGCACUCGCUCUCUGCAGCUUUGCUGCAGCUGUGCCCUCAGAGGACAGGAAGCUGAGCGACAAGGCGACAACGUUGGCUGACCGCAGCGCAACGCUGGCCUUCAACCUCUACCAUGCCAUGGCAAAAGACAAGAACAUGGAGAACAUUCUGCUGUCCCCGGUGGUCGUGGCCUCUUCCCUUGGCCUUGUGUCCCUCGGGGGCAAGGCGACAACAGCUUCCCAAGCCAAGGCAGUGCUCAGCGUGGACAAAUUGAAUGAUGACUACGUGCACAGUGGGUUGUCGGAGCUCCUGAACGAGGUCAGCAACAGCACAGCCCGCAACGUUACGUGGAAGAUUGGGAACCGCUUAUAUGGCCCAGCCUCCAUCAACUUUGCUGAUGACUUUGUGAAGAACAGCAAGAAGCACUACAACUAUGAGCACUCCAAGAUCAACUUCCGGGACAAGAGGAGUGCCCUGAAAUCCAUCAAUGAGUGGGCAGCCCAGACCACGGAUGGGAAGCUCCCAGAGGUCACUAAAGAUGUGGAGAAAACUGAUGGAGCCCUCAUUGUCAACGCCAUGUUCUUCAAACCUCACUGGGAUGAGAAGUUCCAUCAUAAGAUGGUGGACAACCGUGGCUUCAUGGUGACCCGUUCCUACACUGUGGGAGUUCCCAUGAUGCAUCGCACAGGUCUCUACAACUACUAUGAUGAUGAGACAGAGAGGCUUCAGGUGGUAGAGAUGCCGCUUGCUCACAGACUCUCCAGCAUGAUCUUUAUCAUGCCAAACCAUGUGGAGCCACUGGAGAGGGUUGAGAAACUGCUGAACAAGGAGCAACUAAAGACCUGGUCUAGCAAGAUGAAGAAGAGAUCAGUGGCCGUCUCAUUGCCUAAAGUCAUUCUGGAAGUCAGCCACGAUCUUCAGAAACACUUGGCUGACCUGGGCCUGACAGAAGCCAUUGACAAAACCAAGGCUGACCUUUCGAAGAUCUCCGGCAAGAAAGACCUUUACCUGUCCAAUGUCUUCCAUGCUGCUGCACUCGAAUGGGACACAGAAGGGAACCCCUACGAUGCUGACAUCUAUGGCCGAGAGGAGAUGAGGAACCCCAAGCUCUUCUAUGCUGACCACCCCUUCAUCUUCAUGAUUAAGGACAAUAAAACCAGCUCCAUUCUCUUUAUCGGCAGACUCGUGAGGCCCAAAGGGGACAAGAUGCGUGAUGAGUUGUAGUUGGGAUUUUUUUCCAGAGAUUGGUUUGUGUUUUUAGUGUGAGGGAUUGGAAAAAGGGGAAACACUAUUUUGUAUCCUUCUUGAACUAUGGGUGCUAUUCAGACCAGGGUGCAUUUUGAUGAGAAACCAGCAUACACUUUUUACCUCACCCCGAAAUACUCUAUUGCACAAACCCACCUCCAGAGAGGAACAGGGGAGUCUGGCACAAGAGGGUCACCAGGAGUGGAAGGGAGCUGGCACGCACUGUCUCAAGCUAUUGGUAUCUUCAGCUGAUCAGGCUGAUGCUUGGUUCCUCCCUGCACUAGAAUUAAGCCUUCUGCUAAGAACCUUGCAGCUGCCAUCAGCCCUGCAAAGGCACAAGCCCUCCACCCUUCCAUCUGCAAUGCUUCUGCACAUCUAGCUCUGCCACUUACUUUUCUCCCUUUACUCCUUUACUACCUCCCAGUAUCCAUGGGGUACUGCACCGGAGCUGCUCUGGUUGCUUUGCUGAAGUUGUUUGUAGAGAAGGUAGGAGUAUGCCUCAUUCUUCUUCAAUCUGAGAACUAAGAUUGCAUGGAGUCAUGCCCUUCUGUCUGGUCUAACUCUGCUCCUGAUGAUUGUUUAGAUGCUUCAGCCCAAGCAAAAGCCAUCAGCUCCUUAACUAGAGGGGCAUUGCAAAGACAGGUGCAGCUUUGCUCUGCAGCAAACACUCCAUAAAAAAGUGGCUCGGAGGGUUAAGAGUGUCAGCAGGGAGGCCAAAGAGCAAAUAGGCUCCUAGGGAGUGACAGAUGCACCUGAGGGUCCCUUCAGCACUCCUGCAAGUCUGAGGAAAUGACUGUGAGUGGCUGUGCUUCACCUCUCUAGGACCGUGAAGGGGCUCUUGGGUCAACAUCUGUAGUUAAACAUCUUUUACCAAGCAAGCUGAGGAACUUCACUUCUCCUGGUGCUUUUGCAUAUGGCUGGGAAGAGAUUCAGUUUACACUGUGAAGGUUCUCCCAAUUACUACCAGGGCUGGUACCCAUCAGCUCCUGUAGAAGCCCAAGGGAUUCCUGCUGGCAUGUCGGAGGAACAUGGACCAGCUUUUGCUUUCACUUUGUUUAAAUACAAAGCUUUAGAGCUGCCAUUGCCUGACUUCCUAAUGACCCUUUUUUUGCAGCUCCUCUCUUUUCCUUAAUACUUUAGCUCCCCGUUGGCUGACCUGGAUAAGGGCACACUGAAAAACAAACCUUGUCAUGCACUCGGAGACAUUGCAAAGCAAGUAAUGACGAGAUUAUUAACACGAGAAAAAAUCCACAUACCAUAAUCUAAAUGCCAGUUGUUUGGAACCAGCAAGGACAGUGACUGCACUGUUUUUCUGAGUAUGGUUCCCUGCCAAUGCAUUUGCUGUCAGGUUGCUAUACAAGCCCAGUACUGCAUCGUUUCAGACCAUACUUUGGACUAUUUCCACUUAUUUAUUAACAGUUAAGUCUCUUAUUAGGCCUAACCUUGUAGAGCCAAAACUAUAGCAACUUACGCCUCCAACGUUUGACCUGACCAUGUCUUCUGCAGGUAUGCAAGGUUACACAACUGCAGAAAGGGGUACGUGCCCUAAUUCACGUAACAGACCAGCAGGAAGGAGAGUUCUGUCCUUAGUCUCUUCCCAGUCCAUUCUCCAAGGCACUUUGGGGGAGAGGGGAGGAAUCCACAAGGCUGUUGUAUCCAAAUGCACAGGAAGCCUAAAACUCAAGUGUGUAUGCUAGACACUACGCGAGGAAUCAGCGCACUGAAACCCACAUGCUGUAGCACAUGGAGAACAGGGAGGAGAAGGGGAGGGCACGGCAAGAACACAGUGUGGGAUAUUGUGAAUAAUUUGCAUCAUGUGGAUGCAGUGUCUGAUGGCUUUUAUUGUAUGUUCUUGUACCACACAAUGACAGUUGUGUUAUUUUGCAAUAAAACUUUUUUCAAUGAA
Molecule: messenger RNA, 3283 nt
Organism: Rhea pennata
Lineage: Eukaryota; Metazoa; Chordata; Aves; Rheiformes; Rheidae
Gene: SERPINH1
Product: serpin family H member 1
Exons: 5
Coding region: 139-1356 (405 amino acids)
Biological process (GO): collagen fibril organization
Cellular component (GO): endoplasmic reticulum
Molecular function (GO): collagen binding; serine-type endopeptidase inhibitor activity
Source: RefSeq, a predicted model, not a curated record